Monoraphidium neglectum is the source of this 969-nucleotide messenger RNA. RefSeq lists its product as hypothetical. The transcript is spliced from 7 exons. Gene Ontology annotation, molecular function: calcium:proton antiporter activity. NCBI's taxonomy places the organism in Eukaryota, Viridiplantae, Chlorophyta, Chlorophyceae, Sphaeropleales, Selenastraceae. The coding region runs from base 1 to 969 and encodes 322 amino acids. The record is from RefSeq and is a predicted model, not a curated record. Gene Ontology annotation, biological process: intracellular calcium ion homeostasis; calcium ion transmembrane transport. Gene Ontology annotation, cellular component: membrane.
AUGCUGAUAGGCCUCGAAAUCGCCAAGCCCGCCUGGAGCGGCGGCGGCGCGCCCACCGGCGGGAUCAACGGCGGCAGCGGCGUGUCUGUGACGCUGGGCGGGAAGGCGCUGGACGACCACGUGGCGCUGUGGAUGCGGGAGUUUGACCGGCAGGGGGUGGGGCACAUCACCGAGGAGAUGUUCCACGAGGGCGUGUCCCGCUGGGUCGCCUACAAGUUGCGCCGCUCCGCCCUGAGGAACGAGCCCAAGUUCCUAAAGGCCGCCGCCAAGGACCCCGCGGCAGCUACCCAGCAGCUGCUCGUCCACGUCGACGACCUCAGCAUGCCCCUCCUUGAGAUCAGCUCCGGCUCUGGCAGCGAUGGCGGGGAGCCCUACACCGACGACUCAGAGACGGACGUGGAGUCGGCCGCGGGCUGCUCCUCUUCCCAGGGCAGCGCGAGCGGCGCCAGCAAGGACGACGCUGACGAGGCGCCGCUGGAGCCGUGGCAGGUCGGCAUCAGGGCGGCGGGCCUGCUGGCGGCGGGGACGGCGCUGUGCGCGGUGUUCUCAGACCCCCUGGUGGGCACUGUCACUGACAUAUCCCGCGCCUCAGGCGUCCACCCCUUCUUCCUCGCCUUCAUCUUCAUGCCCAUGGCCUCCAACGCCAGCGAGCUGGUGUCUUCCCUGGCGUUCGCCGCCGGCAGGACCACCCAGCGCAUCUCCGUGACCUUCAACCAGGUGUACGGCGCCGUCGUGCUCAACUCUACGCUCUGCCUGGGCUGCUUCCUCGCGAUCGUCUACUCCAAGCGUCUGCCUUGGACCUUCACCUCCGAGGUCAUCGUCAUUCUGGUCCCCACCCUGCUGCUUGGCGCGUUUGCGACGCGCCGCCGCAGCUGGCCGGCGGCCUGGGGCCUGGCUGCGGUGCUCAUGUACCCUCUGGCCCUGCUGCUGCAGUUCCUGCUCAUGCACGUGGCCAAGAUGGGCCGCUGA